Messenger RNA from Aricia agestis (brown argus), 3819 nucleotides. RefSeq lists its product as uncharacterized. The record is from RefSeq and is a predicted model, not a curated record. The coding region runs from base 73 to 3819 and encodes 1248 amino acids. NCBI's taxonomy places the organism in Eukaryota, Metazoa, Arthropoda, Insecta, Lepidoptera, Lycaenidae. Gene Ontology annotation, cellular component: cell cortex. Gene Ontology annotation, biological process: imaginal disc-derived wing hair organization. The transcript has 9 exons.
GGUGAAGACUGCAGGCGAAGUUUAAAACGAAUACAUAUUAGUGAGGUAGUAUAGCGAUGGUGCGGCGCGCAGAUGGCGGGCGUCGCGCUGCUGGUGCUGCUGCCGCUGGCAGCCGCCGGCCUGGCUGACCUCUCGCGCAGGGACAACGGGGACGUCUUCACUCUCUACGGCGACAAAUGCGGCCCCUCGCAGUGUUCGGAGCAUGGCGCGGGCACUGUUGGCCCCAGCAGCCCCGACCGCUGCUCGUGCGCGUGCCCCCAACGCGCCCCCCUGUUCCGGGAGGAUCGAGAACUGUGCGUUGAUGAUUUGCCAGAAUGUUCGCUAGCGAUUUUCGGCAGCGGGGGCAGCGUGCAGAGAAUACCUUUUGUCUACUUACCGCUGAAAGGCCAAAUCAUACACCCGUCUAAAGACAUCGUCUUCCCAAACGUGAAAACUCCAAUAUGUGCUGUAUCUGGCGCGCAGUUUCUGACCAGGAAGGGUUUCCUGGACCUACGUAACACACUCGAUGCCGAUGUCCCGUUUGCUCUGUUUCGUGAUGAAGGCCGAACUUUCCUACAAUGGACAGGCGAAGACGACGUCAGGUCCCGCAUGUCAGGCCGCGUCAUGGUGGUGCGACUGCUGUGUCGCGAUGUGUCGGCCAUGCCCACCUCGCCUCUCGACCUAAGGGGUGUGUUCACCCCAUGCGUCGCCUUCAGGGUGCAGGGAGCCCCACCACGACAUAUUAAUAAUAUAACAGAAGUUCAGUUUACUCCAAACGCACAAACUUCUGUAGCCAGCUCUUCAGGAUUGUCAGUGGCAGAAUACGUAGCUAUUGGAAUCAGUUCCCUCCUACUAGGUCUAAUAUAUGUUGCAUCUGUAUUUCUCUAUUUGCACAUCAAAAAACGCCGUCAAGCUGUAACAGAAGCGAACAAUAAAAGGAUUCUAAAGAACCUAAAAGGCAAUGGAGGAUCUCCCAUCACGGAAAGAGAUAUUAUAAGGAUCACGAAUGAGAGAGCCAUUUUGCCUAACAGUAUGGGACAGGACGAUGGAGUCAUUAAAAAGAAUCCUCUGUUAACGGUAGGACGUCAUUUGUACGAUAGAAAUGUUUCAAGUGAUUUAUCUGAUUGCGACGAUAAUGGGGAGAGAAGCGAUGGGCAAGGAUUUCAGAACUCAACUAUAUCUGCAAUCAUACAUCAGCGAGCCGAUGAAGGAAGAAAUAUCGAUAACAACGAAUACAACCACCGCGAAGAACCGAAUAUCGAACGACUGCCCGAUGAGCACGUAUCUAUUGUGGAAACAAUAGACGAAAGAGAAAUAGCUAGACCAGUGGGUACUACGAGAAGAAAACUAUAUUUCAAUCCAGCAUAUUUUGAACCACAUUUAAUGGCCGACCCUCCAGCUGCAGCGUUAGAAUUCCUGUCAAAAAUCAGAGAAGUGAUUGCAAUCGCUAAACAAAAGAUGGCAGCGAAGCGUUUUCAACCGAUCUUGAAUGAAAUACCAGAAGAAGAAACAUACCCGUCGUACGAAAACAGCAUUGACUACUACCAUAGGGUGGAUAGUCAACGUAGUGGAAGUAUUGUUAGUCUCAAACGAGAAAACAGUCGGAGGAAAUCCGUCAAUUGUUUGGGUUGUCCCGGCUGCCAAUCCAAUAACAAUAACGAAAUUCAAAAUGUGGCUCCUAUCAAUCACGUAGCUUGCAAUAACUGUAGACGCUCUAAAGGUGAAUUGCAGCAAAGUAUACGAAAAUGGCUUGAAAAUAUUCCCCAAGAAAAACAACCUCCAUCGUGCUUUGAAAAUAUUAAUACGACCAAUCAAAGCACAUUGGCUUCAUCGCUACUUUCUCUGCCACUAACAGUAAACAAUUAUAAAGCACAAGACUCGAAUAGUGACACUUAUAAUUCUUUGAGCGAUUUCGUUUUGCCAAAGAGACCUCGAUCAGCUAAUUCAGAACCAAUAAGCAAUUAUAAUAUGCCACCAGAAUUUAAUACAAACAAAACGAAUAACUUAAGCCGAUGCCAUACAGUUUCACACGUCAAUGAAAAUAAGAAUAUUAUUCAUCAUGAUUGUAGAGGUGGCAGUCUAAGAAAUAUCCAUGAUGUAAAUAGAUAUAAAAACAAUAGAACGUUUAUGAAAAACAAAAACACCUUGCCCGAUAUGGUAAAUGAGGCUAUAGAGUUAGAAACAAAAACAUCAUAUAAUCUGAGUAGCUCUGAUGAUGAAAGACUAUGUAAGGAAAAUAAUAUUGUUAAUGAUUACGAAACAGAUAGUUUGGAGCGAACGUCUCAUAGAAAAGUUAAGGGCAUAGCUAGCGAUGUAACCGAAUUAUCGUCAUCCCAAGCAAGCCCGAGCUUGAGUACUGCAUUACCACUGGAAGAAGAACUAACGAUACGAAAUGACAUUUACAAGGUGAACUGCAGCAGUAAUAGUAACACGCCAUCGCCAGACAAUAACAUACUAAUAGAACACGAUCAUUACGAAUCUAUAGAAGCAAUAAAGUCUAAAUUCCAAAAGAAUACAAACAAUAUAUCCAGUUUGAUAAAGAAGAACGCUGAUUACAAUUUGGUAAGCGAAGUGUACGUCAAUAAUAAUUAUAACUUCGGCAGCGCACCAACAUCUCCCAGUGGUUCUGAAUGUUCUAUGGGAAGUAGAAAGUUUGUUGCACUCAAUAACUCUGAAGAAACGACAGGACCUUUAACCAUAGAAGUAAAGGACCCGCCUGAAAAUUACAUCAAAAUUCACGAAUCCGAUGGAUUUGAGCCGGACACUUUGGAUCGGAAAUAUUCGAAGCAGAAAGAUCUACUUCACCAGAAUAUAUCCAAUCAAAUAGAAUCCUAUAGCUGUGAAGAAGGCAAGCCUAAGCAACGCUUUCAACUGAUGAGUAGCGGUACAUUUUCUAUUAAAAAUAUGAACGGCGAUUCUGGAAAUACCUGUAAAAGCCUUGACAUAGACCAGAAAUAUUCCAAAUUCUUCCAUAAUGCUGCUUUAUACAGUGGAUCUAAGUCACUAGAAAAUACAGCCGAUGACGAUUGGGAAGACACAUUCGACUGGACAUCAGAAGAAGGUAGAAUAUUGACUUUAGAACUGAGACACUCUAAAAGACAACGUCAGUGCACGCCACCCACAAUCAAACAGAUGAAGAACUUACCACGUCCUGACGUCCUCCCACCGCUACCUCCUGUUGAAUUAGGUUCGAUAUACGAAAAACCCAUCAGUCCACCUAGAAGAGUUGAAAGAGGUGACUUUGGAGUGACCAAAAUAAGCCCUGGCUCUAAACCUCACGGAGAAGCAAAAGAUAAUUUAAAUUCGCUGACGUCUCCGUACAGUUCCUUGCAAGCAUACUCUAUGCCUUCGUCGCAGGGUAUUUCAGGACCAUCCUCUCGAUCUGAAUAUGACGAAAACGACAUAAUCAAUUGUUACGAUAACGAAAUAGAGAAAGAAGAACCAGGUGACUGCGAUGGUGCGAAGGAACAGGUAUACGACAUGGCGUUUUCGAAUAGAAUAAACACUAACACAUUCGUAAAGGGCGUAAAAAUUGACACAAGAAAUAGGUUCAGACGAAAAAAGGGGCUGAGCAUUGAAGAUUCGGGUUACCUUAGCAGCGAUUCUACGAGUUCGAAACAAACGAACCCAAAGAAUUUCCAGAAGAAAAUAGUUGUGGCAAAAGUAGUUAGUUGCAGUGAGAGUGAGGACACUGAAAAUGAAGCGAGGAGUGAAAGUGGUGCUGAAAGUGUAGAGACACAUUCUGUAUAUUUCGACAGUAAAUAUAAAGACAAGAAAAGUGAUGACAACUUUAGUACUCGUGUUAAAAGUGUUAGAGACAAAAGAAAAGUAAAUACCUAG